GACCAUUGUCUGCCGACCCACUACGUCACAAGUUCAGACUUCAUGAGGGCUCAAGUCCAUCAACACUCGCGCGGGUUCUCCACCUAAGGCUUGAACGCCAUGUCUCAACUGAGUCCCGAUCUUCAAGAGAAGCUCGAUGAGCUCCAACAAGAGUUAGAGGAGGGAGACAUCACAGAAAAAGGAUUCCAGAAACGUCGAACCCAACUCCUCUCACUGUACGGCUUACCAGAUGCGACGGGUGGCCUUCGAAUACACUCGCCCGACAGCGACAGCUAUGCGAACAGCGACGGACACAGAGGCGCCGCAAUGGCUGCUCUGAGCUCCAAUCCUCAGGAACCCAAUGCGCCGUAUGCUCCGACUAAUAUUAUUUCUCCCGUUGACUGGCGGCCGCAGUCAUCAGGCCCGCCGGGCUCAAGCCAUGCGCAUGGCGCAGAAAAUCCAGUUGGUCUCUUGCGACCAGGAGGCCCCAUGGCCGAGCAUCGGCCGGCUAUCCAGCAGCGCGACUCCCUCUUCCUGAACCCGACGCAGAACUAUUCCCAGAUCAUGACUUCGGAAUCGCCUGACCGCUCUGGAACCAUGGUGUCCGGUGACUAUGCCUUCAGGCCCGAACAUCAAGGCGGAUACAAUCAACCGCCGAACAAUGCAUACGACAGUCGCACUGGAACAAUGAUGGACUCUCAGGGCUACUUUUCCGACUUUGCUGGCCAGCAGGCAUACGAUCAAAGCCAACAGGCAUACGCUCAACGCCGGCAGUCGUACGAUCAGGGCCAACAACAAUACGAGCAGGGUCAGCAACCAUACGAGCAGGGCCAGCAACCAUACGAUCAGGGACCCGGGGGCGAGUACGGUGGUGGUGUGCAAAGAUACUCGUCCAGCGACGCUUUCUCUCCGACCGCUGCGAUGGCUCCGCCAAUGCUCACAGCUAGUGAUCUUCCGCCCCCUGAGAUCCUGCAGUAUCUGAUGCCUUUGGAACCGCGUGAGGUACCUUUCGCUAUUCAUGACCCCCACGAUGAGAAUACGGCUAUGUCGACGUUUGACAACAUUGCGGCAGUGUUACGGCACCGUGGCAGGACAACGGCCAAGAUGCCUGCAUACUGGGUCCUCGAUGCGAAGGGGAAGGAGAUAGCAUCCAUCACGUGGGACAAGCUGGCUUCUCGUGCGGAGAAAGUCGCGCAAGUCAUUCGUGACAAGAGCUCUCUCUAUCGUGGUGAUCGAGUUGCACUCAUAUAUCGUGAUACAGAAGUCAUCGAUUUUGCGAUAGCUUUAUUGGGUUGCUUCAUUGCUGGCGUCGUCGCAGUCCCGAUCAAUGAUUUGCAGGAUUAUCCGAGGUUGAACUUGAUAUUGACCUCAACACAAGCGCAUCUUGCGUUGACUACCGACAACAACCUUAAGGCCUUCCAGCGCGAUAUUACCACCCAAAAGCUUAAUUGGCCCAAGGGAGUUGAGUGGUGGAAAACCAACGAGUUCGGCAGUUACCACCCGAAGAAGAAGGAUGAGGUUCCACCUUUGUCGGUCCCCGAUCUCGCGUAUAUCGAGUUCUCUAGGGCGCCAACCGGAGACUUGCGCGGUGUAGUACUUAGCCAUCGCACGAUAAUGCAUCAAAUGGCUUGUCUUAGUGCCAUAGUAUCUGCAGUACCGACCCACGGCCCUGGGGAUACCUUUAGUCGAGCUCUGCGAGACAAGAAUGGCCGGUUGAUAGGGGGCGGCGCAAGUAGCGAGAUUCUCCUAUCCUACCUGGAUCCUCGCCAAGGCAUUGGUAUGAUCCUUGGAGUGCUUCUUAAUGUCUACAGUGGUCACACAACUGUGUGGCUGGAGAACAAGGCUGUCAAUGUGCCGGGUCUAUAUGCGCACCUGAUUACAAAGUACAAGGCCACACUGAUGGUGGCCGACUACCCCGGUUUGAGAGCCGCAGCAUUUAAUUACCAACAAGACCCGAUGACGACGCGAAACUACAAAAAGGGAACGGAGCCGAAUUUCCAGACGGUGAGGCUCUGCUUGAUAGACACAUUGACUGUCGACAGCGAGUUCCACGAAGUCCUAGCCGACCGGUGGCUGAGACCCUUGCGGAACCCUCGCGCGCGGGAGGUCGUUGCGCCGAUGCUCUGUCUCCCGGAACACGGAGGCAUGGUUAUUAGUGUUCGAGACUGGCUCGGCGGCGAGGAACGCAUGGGUUGCCCAUUGAAACUGGAAAUCGACGAAGAAUCUGAGUCCGACAACGAGGAAGAGGUUGCCGACAAGGACAAAGAAAAGGAGAAGGAGAAAAUUGCACCGUCCAACGGCUUCGGCAGCUUGCUUGGUGGGGGCGCGACAACUACCCAGGAACAGGAAGCUAAGAACGAGCUCAGUGAGGUCCUUCUAGACCGAGAGGCGCUGAAGACCAACGAAGUCGUCGUUGUCGCCAUCGGCGAUGACGCAAGAAAGAGGGCCGCAACAGAGUUGGGAACUGUUCGAGUUGGCGCAUUCGGCUAUCCCAUCCCCGAUGCGACUUUGACAGUGGUAGACCCCGAGACUGGAUUGCUGACAUCGCCUCAUUCUAUUGGUGAGAUUUGGGUAGACUCCCCAUCACUCUCUGGAGGGUUCUGGGCGUUGCCCAAACACACCGAGCAGAUCUUCCAUGCCCGGCCCUACAAGUUCGAGCCGGGCAAUCCGACGCCAACACCCGUAGAGCCCGAGUUCUUAAGAACCGGCCUUCUUGGAGCCAUCAUCGAGGGCAAAAUCUUUGUCCUCGGUCUUUACGAAGAUCGCAUUAGACAGAAAGUGGAAUGGGUCGAACAUGGCCAUGAGAUUGCCGAGCAUCGUUACUUCUUCGUGCAACACAUCGUUGUCAGCAUCUUGAAAAACCUGGCGAAGCAAGUCUAUGACUGCUCAGCAUUUGACGUGUUUGUCAAUGAUGAGCAUCUUCCCAUUGUAGUGCUGGAGUCCACAGCUGCAUCUACGACCCCGACAACUAAUGGUGCCCCGCCUAGGCAGCUCGACACCGCGUUGUUGGAUUCGCUCUCUGAGAGAUGUAUGGAUGUGCUGAUGCAAGAGCACCACUUGAGAGUCUAUUGCGUUAUGAUCACCGCCCCUAAUUCUCUCCCACGGGUCGUGAAGAAUGGCAGACGAGAGAUAGGAAACAUGUUGUGCCGCAGAGAAUUCGAUCUUGGCAACCUUCCGUGUGUGCAUGUCAAGUUUGGGGUCGAGCACGCUGUUCUGAAUCUACCAAUUGGCGUCGAUCCCAUGGGUGGCAUUUGGUCCCAUAUGGCGUCGGAAUCGCGGGUCGACAUUCUUGGACCAGCCGACAAGCAAUACUCGGGCAUUGACCGACGGGAGGUCGUCAUUGACGAUCGAACGUCGACCCCGCUCAACAACUUCUCUAGCAUUACGGACCUCAUCCAGUGGCGAGUGGCACGCCAACCUGAAGAACUCGCCCUUUGCACCAUUGACGGAAGAGGGAAGGAGGGCAAGGGCAUCACGUGGAAGAAGUUUGACACCAAGGUCGCCGCUGUUGCUGUCUAUCUUCGUAACAAGGUCAAAAUACGACCCCGCGACCACGUGGUUCUCAUGUAUACCCAUUCAGAGGAGUUUGUCUUUGCCGUACACGCCUGCAUCAACCUUGGGGCUAUUGUGAUCCCAGCGGCCCCAAUGGACGAGCGCCGCCUGAACGAGGACGUGCCGGCCUUCUUGCACCUAAUUGCCGACUACAACGUCAAGGCUGUUUUGGUCAACCACGAGGUGGAUCACCUGCUCAAGAUGAAGCCAAUCUCCCAGCAUAUAAAACAAUCAGCACAAGUCCUCAAAAUUGGCAUCCCAAGUGUAUACAAUACGUCGAAGCCACCAAAGCAGAACAGCGGGCUGAGGGAUCUCAGUAUUACCAUGGAUCCAGCCUGGAUCCAGCCCGGAUACCCGGUGAUAAUAUGGACGUAUUGGACACCAGACCAGCGGAGAAUCGCUGUACAGCUUGGUCAUGAUACGAUACUCGGUAUGUGCAAGGUGCAGAAAGAAACAUGUCAGAUGACGAGCUCUAGACCAGUGCUCGGGUGCGUCCGUAGUACCACCGGCCUCGGCUUUAUCCACUCCUGCCUUAUGGGUGUUUAUAUCGGAACGCCAACCUAUCUGCUCUCACCAGUGGAGUUCGCACAGAACCCGCUGUCUCUCUUCUUGACCCUUAGUAGAUACAAGAUCAAGGACACAUACGCUACGCCUCAAAUGUUGGAUCACGCUAUGAGCGUCAUGCCGGGCAAGGGGUUUACAAUGCACGAGUUGAAGAACAUGAUGAUUUCGGCCGAAGGAAGGCCGCGAGUCGACGUGUUCCAGAAGGUACGCCUCCAUUUCGCGGCUACGGGCCUGGACAGGACGGCCAUAAAUACCGUCUACUCACACGUGCUUAACCCCAUGGUCGCUUCGAGAUCUUACAUGUGUAUCGAACCGAUCGAACUGUGGCUCGACCAGCGUGCCUUACGAAGAGGUCUCGUUAUUCCCGUUGAUCCCGACACUGAUCCCAAGGCGCUGCUUGUCCAAGAUUCGGGCAUGGUGCCGGUAUCGACCCAAAUUGCCAUUGUCAACCCCGAAAGCCGUCUUCUUUGCUACGAUGGCGAGUACGGCGAGAUUUGGGUUGACUCGGAAGCUUGCGUCAAGUCAUUCUAUGGCUCAAGGGAUGCUUUUGAUGCGGAGCGUUUCGAUGGUCGCACUAUAGACGGUGACCCCAACAUUAGCUACGUCCGCACCGGCGACCUCGGGUUUCUGCACAGUGUGAGCCGGCCAAUUGGACCAGGCGGCGCUCAGGUUGACAUGCAGGUCCUCUUCGUGCUGGGCAGCAUUGGCGAGACAUUUGAGAUAAAUGGCCUGAGCCAUUUCCCGAUGGACAUUGAGGCUUCAGUAGAGCGUUGCCAUCGCAACGUCGUACCUAGUGGCUGCGCCGUAUUCCAAGCUGGAGGACUUAUAGUUGUUCUCGUUGAAGUCUCUCGCAAGAGUUACCUGGCUUCCAUUGUGCCAGUCAUUGUCAAUGCCAUUCUCAACGAACACCAGAUCAUCAUCGACAUAGUUGCCUUCGUAAACAAAGGUGACUUUCCCCGGAGUCGUUUGGGCGAGAAGCAACGCGGCAAGAUCCUAGCUGGCUGGGUUACACGCAAAAUGCGCACAAUUGCUCAAUUCGCCAUUCGCGACGUGGACCCUAACGCAAUCGAAGGGGGCGAUGGGCCAGUUGAUGCUCGUCGCGCUAGCGUUGGAAGCAUGAGAAGCAGCGGCGUUCCUGGAACUAGUUCGCUGCGAAAUAUGGAGCACGCGCCACAAAUUCUCGAGCAAGAGGAAAUUGACCACCAGAUCGGCAAGAUGGCAGAGCUGCCACCGUCUGACCUGUCUGCUAUUAACAGAAAGUCAGUGUCGGGCGCCGAAACAACUGGAAGUCGGUCGAGCAGGGGAUUCGACUUGCCGGAUUUCAAUCGGUUCGGGGAUGAGACGACCUUGACUAGCAAGCAGCAAUCCCACGCGACACCGCAGAUUCGUCUCCCUGAUGUCGACGGACGGGAGCCGGAGAUGUGGAACCCCAAAGGCCUGCCGGUUAAUGAUGAAGAGGAUUGGACUAGGGAUGCAAUCAUGAACAUGAACCUCGCUGGCCAGAUGGGGAAGCAGAAGUAAUUGAUUGAUGACGUGAAUUGACAGGCGCUGUUUUUUCUCGAUACGGCGGAAGAGGGAGUUGGAUCGGCACAUCAACGUCUUGGAGAGAGUGGUGGGCUCACGGAUUACGCAUAAAAGUAUGACUUGACGCUUGGGUAGGCUAUAUCAGGUAGCCUUUUG
Molecule: messenger RNA, 5775 nt
Organism: Pseudomassariella vexata
Lineage: Eukaryota; Fungi; Ascomycota; Sordariomycetes; Amphisphaeriales; Pseudomassariaceae
Product: acyl-CoA ligase
Exons: 4
Coding region: 100-5616 (1838 amino acids)
Cellular component (GO): cytosol
Source: RefSeq, a predicted model, not a curated record